This is a messenger RNA of Amorphotheca resinae ATCC 22711, 2139 nucleotides long. RefSeq lists its product as hypothetical. Bases 1 to 2139 code for a protein of 712 amino acids. Lineage: Eukaryota; Fungi; Ascomycota; Leotiomycetes; Helotiales; Amorphothecaceae. Gene Ontology annotation, cellular component: ubiquitin ligase complex; cytoplasm. The record is from RefSeq and is a predicted model, not a curated record. Gene Ontology annotation, molecular function: ubiquitin conjugating enzyme binding; zinc ion binding; ubiquitin protein ligase activity. Gene Ontology annotation, biological process: ubiquitin-dependent protein catabolic process; positive regulation of proteasomal ubiquitin-dependent protein catabolic process; protein polyubiquitination. The transcript has 4 exons.
AUGAGGCCGCCGCAUCCCACGUCGCACAGCGAAUUAGAUCAGGAGCACGAUCGCCGAGCGCGUGACAAGGAAGAGCACAGCCUCGAACCCGAUGUUUCUGAGCUGCGCAGAAUCCGAAUAGAAAGACUCGAGCACGCCGCGCCGCCACGCACAUCGUCCGACGCGAGCGCGAAAAUGCCUUCGGAAUCGCAGGCGACGCUCUCGAGUGCGAAAUCGUCUUCGAGGCAUAGCAGGAGGAAGGAGCAGCAUCGGAGUCCGGAGGAGGAGGAGAGGCGGAGGAGACGCAGGAAAUCUACGGCGAGGGACGAUGUCACAUACGUUUAUGGCACCUCGAGAGAAGGCACGUCGCAGCCGUCCCGCGUCACGGUGUCUGAAACGAGAGAACUAGGCCGUGAUGGCGAGUCUAGUGAGUCGGAUGAUGAGGAUAAUCAGUCCGAUCAUGCUAGUGCCAAGCCGAGGAAGAGCAAGACUAGGGUCGUAUAUGUCACCAAGGGAGACGGCAGGCCAGCUUUAGUCAAAGAGCGGCGGAGUAGAGACGAUACAGAAGUAGUUCGCCCGAGGCGCACUGGGGAAUCUGUUCGUAAGAGUAGAGCCCGCCCGUCUCACCGAGAAUCUGUGGUCGGACCGACGCCUGUAUCACCACCAAGAAGAAGCGUCUCAACAAAAGACUUGCCUGCAGAGGAGAGAUCCAGCCUUAAGAGGCACAAUACGACAUCUACACAUGUAUCGACAUCCAAACAAGCCUCUGCCCCGUCGUCAGCUAGCGCAAAUACAACCAACAAACGAGCUAGUUUUCUCGGGACCUUUUUUGGACCUGUGCCUCAACAGCAUCGUGAACCUGAAAGACUAGUCGAAUGCUUGACAUGUUUAUCAGAUGAUAUACCGAGAUCUAAAUCAGCGAAGCUGAAAUGUGGCCAUCGAAUGUGCCACUCUUGCUUAAGACGUAUCUUCAAGCUUUCAAUCAAUGACCCGCAGCAUAUGCCACCUAAAUGUUGCACCGCUGACCAUAUACCCCUUAAACACGUGGACAAGCUAUUUGAUGUCAAUUUCAAGAAAACGUGGAACCGAAAAUUUCAGGAGUAUUCCACCAAAAACCGUAUCUAUUGUCCGGCUCGACGCUGUGGCGAGUGGAUCAAGCCGGGAAAUAUUCAUAAGGAAGAUGGGAAAAAGUAUGGUAAAUGCAGUCGUUGUAAGACAAAGGUCUGCUGUAUUUGUAACGGUAAAUGGCAUGGUAACAAAGAUUGCCCGAAGGACGAGGAGACAAAUCGACUUCUGGAAACAGCAAAACAGGCUGGCUGGCAACGUUGCUAUAAUUGCCGGGCAAUGGUUGAGUUGAAGGAAGGCUGCAACCACAUGACCUGUCGCUGUACGGCUGAGUUUUGUAUGAUCUGCGGUCUCAAAUGGAAGUCCUGUAAUUGUCCAUGGUUCAAUUAUGAGACCGUCGAGCAAGACCGCCUUAACCACAUGCGAAUUGCAAAUCAAGAAGCGCAAGGACAACGUCUAUAUCGCAUACGCCGGGCUCGGCCAAACAACUAUAAUGACGAGGUUAUCCAACGUCGACGUCAAGAACGCGCGGAUGAAGAGCUAGCGCGCAGACUGCAGAUGAUCACGGUGGAGGAGGAUGCCAAUGAUGACUAUCAGGGGGGAAUAGGCGAUAUCCACGGCAUCGGGAACGGUGCCGAUCACUUUAUGAAUCAGAACUAUGUCCGGGCCGCUCAUAAUAUCCUGACUGGACAUAUUGAUCAAGCUACGGCUGCUGCCAACUACGUUAUGGGCGUUGCUCAAGCUCGAGGCGGUCCCGCACCGAUAGACCAUCGAAGAAUGGCCGAUAGAUUUCCAAUCGUACCUCCGGUGUUGAGGAGGCAUACGAUGAGGGAACAUGCGUACAACUCUGCAGCAUCGACGCGACCAUCGGAACGAGUCGUGCCACGGAGGGCGAGAAACGAUUACGAGAGUGAGGCUGCUGUGCAUGCUCCUCUUGGAAGGGUACAUCAAAGAUCGGCUUCUACGACAGGGGAGCCCAGGCCAUCGAUUCUUGCUGGGCUUGGAGGUGCGGGGAGGGGAAGCAAUAGGGUCUCUGCUUGGAGAUCCCACGUUGAGCCUGGGGUUGAACCUGCAGAGGGUGUUUUGUCGAUGUGA